Molecule: messenger RNA, 393 nt
Organism: Suillus subaureus
Lineage: Eukaryota; Fungi; Basidiomycota; Agaricomycetes; Boletales; Suillaceae
Exons: 5
Coding region: 1-393 (130 amino acids)
Source: RefSeq, a predicted model, not a curated record
AUGAGCCACAUGAUCCCCUCCGGACAAUACAAGAUCAAGAAUGUCUUGUAUGCAGACCGGUACGUCUACAUGUCAGAAAGCGGGGAGGUCGUCGGCCACGACGUCGGUCAAGUCAUCAAAGUCGAUGUCAAGGACAAGGCUCAGCAUCUUGCGACUCUCUAUGAUACUGCGACAAAAUUGUACCUUGCAAUCGACCAGAUGGGCGGCAAAGUCAAAGGCCAGAAAGAUGCGCAGGUGCUCCAGUUGUCCAGCGACGACGGCGUCAAAUUUGAGAUCCAUCCAAAGGACUUCAACGACGUGUGGUUUCUCGCAGACGGUGGAAACUGGACUACUAUCACUGCUCAGGCAGCUCCCCCCUCGGACGCGAAGUACUGGGAAUUCGAACAGGCGUAA